GCCCGCUCGCGACCUCGCCCAGCGAAUCUGUCACACAAUUCUCCACAUUUCGACUCGAAAUCCCGAAACUCGCCGCAAUUUCUUUUCUGUGGACUCGAGACAAUCCAGCUCCAUCGAGCUGAAAUCCCUCGUACCGAAUCUUGUCUGCCUCCGAGAAACACGAAUUCGCAACCCCCCGAGCAAUUCGGACGAGAGCUCUGAGUGUCAACUUUCUCUCGGGGUGGAAUGGCGAGUGUCGCUCUGGGCGGCAGUGCUGUCCAUUUGGCCAAUGGCUCUGGCGCGGCGUGCGUGAAUUGCUCGACGCUGCGGAGCUCGAGAGCUCUCGCUAGCUCACAGAGGAGCUUCCGAGGAAUCCCACUGGCAGCAGGAGGGGGCAGGAGCUCGACAGGCGGCGCCAAGGAGCAUUCGGGCUCGAGCUCGAGUUCGAGGACGAGAGCGCAAGCGCAAGCCGUGGACUCAUGGCCGUCGCCGUCUGCAGCGUCGACGGAGCCCGAGACGGUGCAGCUCGGGAGGUCCGAGGUCUACGUGCCCAGGCUCGGAGUGGGCUCGUGGUCCUGGGGCGACGCCUUCUUCUGGCACGAAGGCGGCUGGGACGAUAGGAAAGCGAAGGAGGCCAAGGCUGCUUUCGAGGCCAGCGUGGACUCAGGCCUGCCCUUCUUCGACACCGCAGAGGUUUAUGGCCAAAAGUGGGGAGGAGGUGAUGAUUCCGAGACUCUCCUCGGGAGGUUCAUCAAGGAGAGACAAAAAGCGAAGCCUACAGAAACAACGAAAGUUGUGGUGGCCACCAAAUUCGCAGCUCUGCCUUGGAGGUUUGGCAGAGGUAGCGUCGUCUCAGCCGUCAGGUCUUCACUCCAACGCCUCGGCAUAUCGCAAAUAGACUUGUACCAACUGCACUGGCCAGGGCUGUGGGGGAACGAUGCAUUCGUCGAUGGAUUAGCGGAUGCGGUGGAGUUGGGACUCGUGAAAGCCGUGGGAGUGUCCAAUUACAAAGAGCAGAGGCUCAGAGACGCGUACACCCAACUGAAGAAGAGGGGAGUCAUUCUGGCCUCAAAUCAAGUGCACUACAGCCUGGUCUACAGAAACCCCGAGCAGAACGGAGUGAAGAAAGCGUGCGAUGAGCUCGGAGUUUCCUUGAUUGCGUACUCACCCCUCGGCCAAGGAGUGUUGACCGGCAAGUACUCGCGGACGAAGCUUCCCUCGGGGGCUCGAGGGAAAACCUACAACGAGCAGUUCAUGACGGAGCUGGAGCCGCUGAUGACGAGAAUGAAGGAGAUCGGGCAGCUGCAUGGAGGGAAGACCCCGACGCAGGUGUCCCUCAACUGGCUCUUGGCGCAAGGAAAUGUGAUCCCCAUUCCUGGAGCGAAAUCUGCAUCUCAGGCCCAGGAGUUUGCUGGGGCUUUGGGGUGGAGUUUGUCCGGGUCAGAGGUCGAAGAGCUGAGGUCCAUAGCGAAGAAUGUGAAACCCGUGAUGGGAUUCCCGGCGGAGCUGAUCUAGGUCGCCCUGGUCUGCUUUUGCUCGCUUGCCAUCUGGAUGUCGAUCUGAGGGAGGAGGGAGGAAUCGAUUGGUGUCCUGGCGAAUGAAGGACUGCAUGCAGCAGCUCUCGGAGGGUGUAGCUCCAUGAUUUGACAGGCCAUGUUCGCUGACACGGAUUGUGGACCAACUGUAUGCAUCCGGAAUGCAGGUGUCAGAGAUCUUUCGCCGUAGAAGUUCUCGUGCAAACCGCUUGUAGUACACUAUGCAACGUGAGUUCGAGGGAAGUAUAUAUUGUAGUAUAUAAUACUACUCGCCGUGGUAGGAAAGGUGUGAAAAUUUCCACAUUGCAAGGAAAUCUGACCUCGACAAAAUGCGAGAGGUUAUAUUCUCUCUCCGACCUGCGGUCAAGAUUGUUAGACGCAGAGAUGUCAGAAAUGUACAUGGAGAUUGUUGGCUUAAUAUCAGUUUCUUACGAUUCAUCG
This is a messenger RNA of Marchantia polymorpha subsp. ruderalis, 1955 nucleotides long. NCBI's taxonomy places the organism in Eukaryota, Viridiplantae, Streptophyta, Marchantiopsida, Marchantiales, Marchantiaceae. The record is from the annotation of a GenBank genome assembly.